CCGGCGGUGCUGCCAACCUGUGCUGUAUUGGCAUUAUCACACAUGUUCGUAAAGACCCUAAAAUGUUUCAACCAUCUCGGCAGCAGAUUCUCCGGCUUUAUAAACACCUUAUCCGAUACGGCAAUCAUCUGAAGUUGACGGACAAGAACUACUUUUUGGGUCGCGUGCGACACGAGUUCCGCGACAGUCGCCAGUUGACCAGUCCCUCGGAAAUCGAGUUCAACUUCAGGCGAGGAGAGACAUUGCUGAAGAACGGACGCAUACUGUAGGGAUGAUACGGGCCUUGGUUUCACGGUUGGCUCUCCCUCCGCUAGUUGUCCGCUGGAAGUCAACCGCUAACUUGGAUUACUCGCGCUAUCCAAAGCUGCAAG
Molecule: messenger RNA, 371 nt
Organism: Drosophila pseudoobscura
Lineage: Eukaryota; Metazoa; Arthropoda; Insecta; Diptera; Drosophilidae
Product: MIEF1 upstream open reading frame protein
Exons: 2
Coding region: 63-269 (68 amino acids)
Source: RefSeq, a predicted model, not a curated record